AUGCAUUUAUAUUAUAUACUAUCUUUAUUGAUACUAUCAAAUCAAGUAAAUGCAUUAAAUAUUUUAUUAUCUACUUCUGAUUCUUGGGUUUCUAAAAAUGUCAGAUCAUUAUAUCAUUCCCUUACUCAACAAGGUCAUGAAGUUCUUAUAGUUGCACCUUUAUAUACCAAUAGUAAAGCUCUUACUGUUGAAGAUUUUGAAAGUGCUGAAGGUGAACUUGAAGAUGGUGGUGAAUUUAAUCAUCUUUUAGAUAUUCAUCAAAUGUAUUAUAAGAAAUUAUUUGAUAUUAAUAAUAAAUCUCCAAAGGGAGUCAUUUCAAAAAGACAUAUUGAAUUACAAAAGCAAAAAGUAAUUCCAACUCGUCAAUUUGGUCAUGAUCCUUUAAAUAAUCAUAUUUGGUAUAUAAAUUCCAAUCCAUUAUUAACUAUGAAAUUAGCUAUGGAUAUAAUACUUCCAACUUAUUUCCCAGAAUUUCAACUUGAUACUAUAAUCUUUGGUCCUAAUGAAGGUUCUGAUGAACUCUUAAAUUCACAAAUCUUUAGUUAUUUAUAUGAUACAACUGCUGCACUCAAAAUUCCUGUUAUUAGUGCAUCAACUCAAGAUAAACAUCAUAUCUAUUAUCAAGAUGAAAAAUAUUUCAAUAUAAAUGAUGUUUCUCAUCCUUAUAAAAAUAAUGUCUUUACCAAGAACUUAAAAUUUAUAAAUUCAAGAAUUAUAGAUUUAUUAGAUAGCAUUGCUGGCAAUGAACAAUCUAAUUUCCACUACUAUAAUGUUAAUUUCCCAUCAAUAAAUCAUCAUAGUUCAAAAUGUCAAACUACAAAGAAUGAUGGUACUAAUCCAGGAUUUAAAAUUACUCAUUCGUCUUUAAUGAAAUCUUCAGAAAUUAGUUCAUCAAUUCCAGAAUUCAAAUUAACAGAGAGUGAUGUAAUUACUAUCGAUUAUACAAAAAUAAAAAAAUUAGAACGUCGUUCUAUGAAUUUCGGUCAAACUGCUAGUAAAAUUCUUCAUCUGAUCCCAGGCAUUAAAACUGAAGGAGAAUAUGAUUCUCCUGUGGUUAAAGUGUUACAGAAUUGUGAUAUAAAUUUAGAAGUUUAUGAUGUAUAA
Molecule: messenger RNA, 1104 nt
Organism: Scheffersomyces amazonensis
Lineage: Eukaryota; Fungi; Ascomycota; Pichiomycetes; Serinales; Debaryomycetaceae
Exons: 1
Coding region: 1-1104 (367 amino acids)
Molecular function (GO): nucleotidase activity
Source: RefSeq, a predicted model, not a curated record